This is a messenger RNA of Nasonia vitripennis (jewel wasp), 6009 nucleotides long. RefSeq names its product endoplasmin (gene Gp93). NCBI's taxonomy places the organism in Eukaryota, Metazoa, Arthropoda, Insecta, Hymenoptera, Pteromalidae. The coding region runs from base 3079 to 5451 and encodes 790 amino acids. Gene Ontology annotation, molecular function: ATP binding; ATP-dependent protein folding chaperone; ATP hydrolysis activity. The transcript has 4 exons. Gene Ontology annotation, biological process: protein folding. The record is from RefSeq and is a predicted model, not a curated record.
UGUUGUUUUUUUUCAAUAUUGUUGCCAAAGUUUUGAUUGGUAUUCUUCUGGCGGUCAUCAAAACUACUGGAAAAUUAGUAACUUAUUUGUAUUUGUAUCAAUUGUUUAUUUUUCUUUCUAGAUAUUCUUAAAAUAUAUCUUAUUUUAAUUUUAUUCUAUUGUAAUUUCAGAUAAAUAAUACAACACUUUCGUAUCGCAGUUUUCAAGAGGAAGUAAACAAAAGGAUGAUAUUUCGUUUGUAGGAUUUCAAUUAGAAUAUUAGAAAAUUGAUUGUUUAGGUAUUUAGCAUAGUUUAGAGGGAUGUAGUAAGCUACUCGGAGCAAUAAACUUCAAUCUAAGCAAUUUUCUUUAUUGAGUUUAGGUUUUUCUAGUUCAGUAUAUACAUUAUCGAAUUUUGAAAGUGAAUUGUACUGAUUCCCUAAAUUAUGCAUUUUUUAUAAUUUAAUUAAAAUGUGGUUUAAUUUUGUAUAUAUGUAUGAGAUAAAGGCCAAAAUAUAACUUUCAGAUUUUAAUAUUAUAUCGGAAAAUUGCUGAAAAUAAUUGGGUUGGAUGGGGCACCGGAGUUAUUAUUGAAUUUAUGUAUCAAAAAAUGGCUUUUGGGGUUGUGUAUGUCAAAAAGUGUUUUAAAAAAUGUUUGCCACGGUAAAAAGUUGUAUUUUCAAAAUGUUUGCAACUUUUACAUUUAACGUUUUCAUGUAAAACGUAAAUCCGUAAUGUUUUAUGGCAAAUAAUUGGUUUUUAGCUGUAAAAAAUCGAUUUUGGGCUGUAAACUCGAGUUAUAAGCAUUUUCAUGAUUUGAUUUUAAGGGGAAAAAGUUGUAUUUUUCAAAGAUCUAUAACUUUUCCAUUUAACUUUUUUUUGUAGAAUGCUUAGAAUUCGACUUAGAGCUAAAAAGCCGUUUUUAGUGUUUUUUGGAGGAGACCGCAUUCACAGGAAAAUUUUUAUUAAAAAACCGCUUAAAAAUCGAACAAAUUUUGCCCGCAUUUCAAAACGACGUAGAGGAUCGGGAUAAAAAAAUAUAGUUUUUUAGCUUUUGCAAAAGGAGACUUCUCCUAAAAUUUCAGCCCGAUCGGUCGAAAAUUGCGUGAGAUAUCGCAUCUCACACAUUUUUCGCACACGAAACUAUAAGGCACUUCCGUGUCGCGGUCCUGCCUAAAAAAAUUACAAUCAAUCAGCCUGCAUUAACGAAGUAUGGCAAGUUAAUAAAUAUUGCAAAAAGAGUUGAGUGGGACUCAUCGUUACAAAUAAACGAUCCUAAUCAAGCUCCUUUAUAAACGAAUUAAUAAGUAUGAUCUAAAGCUGUGUUGAAAAAGCAACUGAUAACAAAUAUUCAAAUAAAAACAAAAAAGAUUCAGUUCCAAAGAAAAAAUGGAUUACCAAAGCAAUAUUAAUAUCCUGUAAAACUGCAGAGAUCUUAUAUAACAUAUGGAAAAAGAAUCCAAGAAAUAUUAAAAUUUAAACUGAAAAUGGACUUUAAAAAGUAUGAAAAUAUUUUGAGUAAGGCAAUUAAAGAUGCUAAGUAUAAAUACGUAAAUAAUGCUAUUAGAAAAUGCAGUGGCAAUUCAAGACAGCUUUGGAGCAUAAUAAAUGAUAAGUUAGGAAAAAAAAGAAACAAGGAGGAUCACUUGAUAGUAUAAGCCAUCAAUGUCAUAGUUAAUGAUCAGAAAAUUGAGGAUAAGACUACUAUUGCGAACACUAUGAAUGAAUAUUACUAUAAUGUAGGAAUAAAUUUAAGCAAUCGAAUUAAAAAAAAAAUGGACUUAGAGCAAUUGAAGCUGCCAGUUAGAAACAACUACUCAAUUUUUAUUAGUCCAACUAAUACGUAUGAAAUUCAAAAUAUAAUUAUUGCAAUGAAAAAGAAGGCUGGUGGCAAACGCUAAUUAUUGUGGGAUGUACGGAGGUGAAGUGUGAAAGAAAGGCUUAAACUCUUACAAUUAGUAAAAACAGUAUAUUUGAAGUAUUGGCUACAUCGUCUGCGUUCUGCGCUGGCAGGAUUAGAACUAACCCUCCUAGGGGCUGCCGGCCGUACCUGCCCCCUCCGCUUUUUCCGCCGUCCCUCCUAUCAUAAACUCAUAAAACCCUUCUCGCUCGAUUCACUCAUAAAACCUUUCCUCGGGCUUUCUCCGGUUUAUGACAUAAUCCGCUCUUCCUCUUAAACCUCACGUUCCGUCCCUCGCAUCCUUCCUCUCUCAUACACAUGCGCGCACAUACACAUACACGCUCUCUAUAUCACUCCGACAUUAUUAUCACUUAACUUAUGUUUUCACCGUAUACAUAUAUAUUUUUGCAAGUAUGCUUUGAAGCGGAAUCAUAUGAAUUCAGAUUUGAAAAAUACUCGAGUGCAGUCAUAAGCUAAUGUACACACUAGAGUACCUAUACCUAUUGGAUACUGGCGUGUAUUUUCGCACGCGACGAAGCUUUCGUAUGUUACCACUGCUCUCGAGAACGAUCCAGGAAAAUCGAUAUUGAUAAAAAAGGAAGAGCGUAGAAGGCUCGAAUUCGCGGGCGUCAGUCGCAUCAACGAAAACAGAUGCUUGUGUAUAAGUACGUAAUCAGCUCUGUUGGAGCAUUUUUCACGGAUAUGAUAAGCGCCCUCGCAGGCUCGGCAGUCUGCGGCCGCUCUGCAGCAGCGCGCGAAGGUUCUGGAAGGCCUGAUGGCAUCGCAGCAGCCCAAGCCCCAAUAGUCGUCGGACAUUUGUAAUUUGUAUGAGCGCCUGCCACCGGCGCGAGCUUCAUUGGUCCACGUACGCCGCGUGGGUCGCUGCGAUUGGCUCGCUCUCUCUCUCUCUCUCUCUCUCUCUCUCUCUCUCUCUCUCUCUCUCUCUCUGCGCUGUGUGCAGCCGUGUCGGUGUCGCUGCAGGCUAUAUUCGACCGCAGAUAGAUAUACCUACUAGGCUACUACCAUACAGCCGAGCAGCCCAUACUCUCCGGAACAUCCGCGCUUCUCUCACAGUUAUAGGCUCAUAGCCGAGCUGUUGUCUCCUGCCGAGUGAGCUUGCGCCCGCAAGCCGUCUGCGUUCACCGCUGCGUACUUUCCGUUGCCGAGCCGCAUCUAGCUUCUCCGAGGCUGCCAUCGACAUGAACAAGCUCGCCUUCGCCGUCGCGGCGCUUUUCCUCCUCGCGGGGUUUGCCGCUGCGGAGGACGACUUCAUCGACGAGAGCAUCGGCACCGUCGAGACUGAUUUCGGCGCCAGCCGAGAAGCCCUCAGGACAGACGACCAAGUUGUGCAGAGAGAGGAGGAAGCCAUCAAAAUUGAUGGCCUCAAUGUCGCCCAGAUUAAGGAACUGAGGGACAAGGCUGAGAAGUUCAACUUCCAGACCGAAGUCAAUCGCAUGAUGAAGCUCAUCAUUAAUUCUCUGUACCGCAACAAGGAGAUCUUCCUCCGAGAGUUGAUCUCGAACGCGUCUGACGCUAUUGACAAGAUUCGCUUGCUCUCCCUCACGGACAAAAACGUGCUGGAAACCAAUGAGGAGCUCUCCAUAAGGAUAAAGGCGGACAAGGCCAAUAAAAUACUCAGCAUCACCGAUACCGGCAUCGGUAUGACCAAGCAGGAUCUCGUCAACAAUUUGGGCACCAUCGCCAAGUCCGGCACUGCCGAAUUUCUGGGCAAAAUGCAGGACGCGUCCAAUGCUCAAGAAAUGAACGACAUGAUAGGGCAGUUUGGUGUUGGAUUCUACUCUGCCUUCCUCGUCGCCAAUAGGGUAGUCGUCACCACCAAGCACAACGACGACAAGCAGUACAUCUGGGAAUCUGACAGCGCCAGCUUCAGCAUUGUCGAGGAUCCUCGAGGUGACACUCUCAAGAGGGGAACGACCAUCAGCUUGCACAUGAAAGAUGAGGCUUCCGACUUCUUGGAACAAGACACCAUCAAGAAUCUCAUCAAGAAAUAUUCACAGUUCAUCAACUUCCCCAUCUACUUGUGGAACAGCAAAACCGUCCAAGUUGAAGAGGAGGAAGCGGAAAAGGCUGAUGUUGAGGGAGACAACGAGAAAACCGAAGAAGAAAAAGAAGAAGAAGAAGAAGAUGCCAAGGUAGAGGAAGCUGGCGAGGAGAAAGAGAAGAAGAAAGUUAGCAAGACCAUCUGGGAUUGGGAAUUGCUGAACGACUCCAAACCAAUCUGGACUCUGAAACCAUCUGACAUCACUGAUGACGAGUACAAUGAAUUCUACAAGGCACUGACCAAGGAUGCUCAAGAACCAUUGGCCAAGGUUCACUUCAUUGCUGAAGGAGAAGUCACCUUCAAGUCAUUGCUGUUUGUUCCCAGAGUUCAGCCAGGUGACAGUUUCAACCGCUAUGGAACAAAGGAUGAUAACAUCAAGUUAUACGUCAGGAGAGUCUUCAUUUCUGACAAAUUCAACGAUUUGAUGCCAAACUAUUUGGCUUUCAUUCAGGGUAUCGUUGACAGUGAUGAUCUUCCACUUAAUGUUUCUCGUGAAAAUCUGCAGCAGCACAAGCUCAUUAAAAUCAUUAAGAAGAAACUGGUUCGUAAGGUCCUGGAUAUGAUCAAGAAAAUUCCCAAAGAAGACUACCUUGACUUCUGGAAGGAAUACAGCACAAACAUCAAAUUAGGUGUUAUCGAAGAUGCUCAGAAUCGCGCUAGGCUUUCAAAAUUGCUCAUGUUCCGUACUUCUGCUCAAAAUGAGCCUACCAACCUGGCUGACUACGUUUCCCGCAUGAAGCCAAACCAACAGCACAUCUACUACAUAGCUGGGGCUUCCAUUGAUGAAGUUAAAAAGUCUCCAUUUGUUGAACGUCUCCUGAAGAAGGGAUACGAAGUCUUGUACUUGGUUGAAGCUGUUGACGAAUAUGCACUUUCGUCUAUCCCAGAAUUCGAUAGCAAGAAGUUCCAAAAUGUUGCCAAGGAAGGCUUCUCGCUCGACGAGGGAACCAAAGCUGCGGAGAGAAAGCAAAAGCUGGAAAGCACUUUUGAGCCCCUUAUCAAGUACCUGAAUGACAAGCUCAAGGACCACAUUAGCAAAGCUCAAGUAUCAGAGCGUUUAACUGACUCCCCUUGUGCUCUUGUGGCCAGCAUGUUUGGAUGGACUGGAAACAUGGAAAGGCUCGCAAUCUCUAAUGCUCACCAAAAGAGCGAUGAUCCUCAGAAGACUUACUAUUUGAACCAAAAGAAAACUCUGGAAAUCAAUCCACGUCAUCCUCUGAUUAGAGAACUACUGCGAAGGGUUGAGCAAGAUGCAGAAGACAAAAUAACUCAGGAUAUGGCUCAAAUGAUGUUCCAAACAGCAACUCUAAGAUCAGGCUACAUGCUGAAAGAAACUGCAAGCUUUGCUGAAAAUGUUGAACAGCUUAUGCGAAAAACGUUGGGGAUUCCAUUAGAUGAGGUUCCAGAAGAAGAAGAAGAUUUACCAGAAGAUGUUAAUGAGACUGAAAAAGAAUCUGAAAUUAAUGCCGAUGAUGACAGAGAGCAGAGUGAAGAACACGACGAACUUUAAAGCGAAGAAGACGUGUAAAAUUGACUAAAAACUUUUCUUUGCUAUGUUCUACAUAGCAAAAAUCACAAACUUGAAUUUUGGCAGCGUUUAAAGUUGCAUAUUCUUCUUAUUAAUACAUCAGAGAUGAUUUUGCAUUCUUGCGCUUUUGUUACAGUAUGUUUUUUAUAAAAUCACAGUUGAGUUUUAUGCGAAAUGUGUGAUAAAUGAAAACGGCAAUUCAUAUACUUGUAUUACUAUAAUGAAUUGAACAUUAUCUUGUGACUUAAACGCGACUGUGCCCUGUAUGUUUGCACAUACAAUGCUUGAAUCAACCUCCAAUAAGUUGGAGCUUAGAGAUUGUGUGCAGAAACUGGUUGAUCGUAUGAUCAAUUUAUUUAUUAUUUGAUUUGUUCUUCCAUCACAAGUCUAAUGUUAGUGUGAGAUGACAGCAUGUUAAUAGUGAGAUAUAUUUGCAAAGUGAGAAUGUAUUUGUAUAAAAAAAAAUAUAUAUAAAAGAUGUUCAAACCAUAAACUUACAUUUUUGUUGACAAUUUUCAUUAAAAAAUUAUAAGUAGUAUA